AUUGGUUCAACGUUAUAUCCCACAAUCCCUUUCCUUCACCUCCCUCUUUCUCCUCUGCAGCCAUGUCUAAAAGAGGACGUGGUGGUUCAUCUGGAGCCAAGUUCCGCAUCUCGCUGGGUCUCCCAGUGGGAGCAGUCAUCAACUGUGCGGACAACACAGGUGCCAAAAACCUGUACAUCAUCUCCGUGAAGGGCAUCAAGGGGCGUCUGAACCGUCUGCCUGCAGCGGGUGUGGGUGACAUGGUCAUGGCCACGGUGAAGAAAGGCAAGCCAGAACUCCGAAAGAAGGUGCAUCCUGCAGUGGUGAUACGGCAGCGGAAGUCGUAUCGACGAAAAGAUGGCGUGUUUCUCUACUUUGAAGACAAUGCGGGCGUCAUAGUAAACGUCAAAGGGGAAAUGAAAGGUUCAGCCAUCACAGGCCCAGUGGCCAAAGAGUGCGCUGACCUGUGGCCCAGGAUUGCCUCCAAUGCUGGCAGCAUUGCCUGAGUGGAGCUUGCACUUCUGUUCAUUUUCAAUAAAUUGUUGAUAAACAA
Messenger RNA from Pleuronectes platessa (European plaice), 532 nucleotides. RefSeq names its product ribosomal protein L23 (gene rpl23). The record is from RefSeq and is a predicted model, not a curated record. Gene Ontology annotation, biological process: translation. The transcript has 5 exons. The coding region runs from base 63 to 485 and encodes 140 amino acids. NCBI's taxonomy places the organism in Eukaryota, Metazoa, Chordata, Actinopteri, Pleuronectiformes, Pleuronectidae. Gene Ontology annotation, cellular component: cytosolic large ribosomal subunit; ribosome. Gene Ontology annotation, molecular function: structural constituent of ribosome; large ribosomal subunit rRNA binding.